Medioppia subpectinata is the source of this 285-nucleotide messenger RNA. The record is from the annotation of a GenBank genome assembly. NCBI's taxonomy places the organism in Eukaryota, Metazoa, Arthropoda, Arachnida, Sarcoptiformes, Oppiidae.
AUGGACGCACCCGAGCCCUUUCCACAUAUACUCCUAACCAUCCAAUGUGUGGCCGACGCCUACCAGCAUUGGAAUAUGACCAACAGAUGGGAUCCUCCCGUCUAUUACAACCCGAUAGGUAAGCAGUCUUGCUGUUUCGGGUUGGAGGCGUUUGACUGUUACGAGAGUGGGGCCAGUCAGACUGAACAGAUAGCGGUGAAAAAAUUUAUCCAGGACACCAUCACUAACCAGUCACAUGGCGAUUGUGUUAACUAUCAAUAUCAUUCAAAACACUGUCAACAGUAG